Phanerochaete carnosa HHB-10118-sp is the source of this 2797-nucleotide messenger RNA. RefSeq lists its product as uncharacterized. Lineage: Eukaryota; Fungi; Basidiomycota; Agaricomycetes; Polyporales; Phanerochaetaceae. The transcript is spliced from 7 exons. The coding region runs from base 71 to 2536 and encodes 821 amino acids. The record is from RefSeq and is a predicted model, not a curated record.
GCAACUCCUUCCUCCCCUCCUCAGACCUCAGGCCUCAAUCCUCAAACCAAUACUACCGAUCUCGCAUACUAUGCAAGCUAGCCAAGCUCACCGCGGCGAGCCUAUCAAUCGGCUGUCAGACUCUGGUAUCAGACAUGGCACAAACGCUGCAAUGCCCGCCAGUCAGAGUCGUCGUGCGGAGCUUAUCGAUGUAGCACUCGAUAAUGCGAAGCCAUUUUUCGAAUUGGCGGAGAACAUUCUGGAGCUCGCCCCGGUGCCGGGUCUACCUUACAUAGCCAAGGGGUUGGUGGCCGUCGUCGACAGAGUCAGGGAUGCUCGAACAAACGACGACACGUUCCGCGCGUUUAACGAGGAAGUCAUGGCGUUGGACGCGGUCAUUAGAGAGAUCUUGACGAAGACGCAGACGGCUGUAAAAGAUUACGAUGGAGACACCUUCGACAAGGAAAAACUACUGGAUGGCAUUGUGCGCUCUGAGGGGCUUCAAGUACGAACACAGGCGUUAUUGAACUCGAUCGGUGAACUUCGGGAGUCUUCAGGGGACCUCAAGAGCGGGAGUGGUUUCCGCGGGUUUCUCAAAGGCGUCAUUUAUGCCUCUAGAAAUGAGGCUACCCUGUCUAAAAUGAGGGACGCCAUGGCGAAGGCUGUCGCGAUGUUCAAGCUCCGCGGACAAGUUUCCAUAGAAAUGGUGCUCAACGAUGCUGUGAAUGAGGCAAAGAUGCUUCGCAAGGCCUUCAGGGAGGAAGAGGAACGGCGGGUUGUCGAUUCUAUUUUCCAUGCCCCAGCGGGGUAUCGCUCUGUGGAUCAGCUCAAGAGCGAGUUCAUGGAUGGCACCCGGGAAGAACUCUUCGAAGAACUAGACCAAUGGGCGGACGGCAGCUUUCCUGAGUACGAUCCGAAGCCAGUUUACUUCCUCGGUGGAGCCGCUGGUGUGGGCAAGUCCUCCAUUACUCACCAACUCUGUAAGCGCCUUGAUGGUGCGGCGCGACGCCAAUCCUGCCUAGGCGCGUCGUUCUUCUUCGUACGCGGUCGCCAAGGUCUCGAUUCGACUCGUGCCUUCUUCUCCACCCUCGCACACCAGCUUGCACAAUCCCAGCCCGCUCUCCGGCCUCAUAUCAUUGCGGCUGCGCGGGAAUAUCUCAAACAAGGUGAUCGGCAGCAGAUGCAAUACGCUUUCGAAGGACUCCUCCGAAAACCAUUGACCAACACCACCACCAUCGGGCAGAAGCCGGUCAUUCUCGUGAUCGACGGCCUGGACGAGUGUAGGGAACGAGACCUGCUACCCGAUCUCCUGCGAUUUAUGCUUGACUUAGUUCGCUUGGUAACUUGGCUGCGAUUGUUCGUCGCGUCACGACUGGAGCCGCAUAUCGUAGCAAUACUCCGGUCCGCUGAGUUUCACUCCAUUGUGCACUGCCGUAGCCUGGAUGAUACCCUCGAGGAGUGGAACGACGACGUCAAGCGCUACCUUGAAUUCACGAUACCCAAGAUUCCCCCAUACGAUACCUUCGUCCGCGAUAACCCCGACAUUCUCGAACGCCUCAUCCAGCGCGCGGCUGGCGUUUUCAUCUAUGCGCGCAUUGUCGUAACAUUUCUGGAUACAUAUCGCGAUCGUCCAGAAGAGCAAUUCGAGCUCCUUCUAGCAUCGGGAGGAGCAGGGCUCACGCCCUUGGAUGCUCUUUACCUCCAGAUCCUGCAAUCAGCAUUUCCACCGGAUGAUCUCCGCGCCAACGGUCGCCGCCAAGAACGCCUCCACUCGUUUUUGACCUUCAUUGCGCUCCAAUUGCAACCUAUCGCUUCUGGUGCCAUCGCAUUACUUGGACUUGGACUAUCCGAGAACGACGUCGUUGCGAUGGUGGAUCGCUUGCGCUCUAUCCUGUUAAUCGACCAUUCUGGCUGCGUGGUGCCCCUACAUGCCACUUUUGGCGAGUUUCUUCUUGACGACAAGCGUUGCAGCGAUCCGCUGUACCACAUAGGUCGAUCCAAGGGACAUGCUCGUCUUGCGUCUGGAUGUCUGACUGUGUUAACUUCUCCCCGAACUUUAUCAGGCUACUGGGAGACUGGACCGGGCAGUCACCUACGUAGCUGUGUUUAUUACGCGAGGCGGGGUUGGGACGAGCACCUCCAAAAUGCCGAGUUCAGCGACGGUUUGGCGGAGCAGGUGCAGGCCCUGAUACAAGCGACACCUGCAUAUAUGGGCGUCUACAGCUCCACAUUCUUUCAAAUAGGAGUCCCCGCGUCGAUAGCACGAUUUCUGAAGCCACACAUGGAUAUCGCGAAGGCAAACGAGAUAUGCGUCGAAUACGCAAAGUUCGUCACCUACAGUCGGAAGUGGUGGACUCAGAAGCGCAUGGAUCCUAAUGCUGUUCCGACAAUCAGCCUAGAUGAUAUCCAUGAGGCUACAGAGCUCUGGAUUGAGUCGGAGGUGGAUCUCAACGUCCAGAGCGGUGACGUAGCGCGAUACCAAGCUGCGCACGAAACGUUCGCGGGAGAAAUCGCGAACGCAGGGCUGGCAGAGCUGUGGUACAAGGGCUCGGAAUAGGAGUAUGUAUGCACGCCUGCCCGCGCAGACUUACCUUUUUCACGCCUCUGCUUAUGUAAUAUGCCCUCUUUCUACUAAUACAGCUCGCUCUCGCACAUCUAGAAUACAGCAUGGUCCACACAGUUUGUUGGACUGCAUGACCCAGUGUUCUCUGCCUAGCUAACAGAGUUCCAGACUAAUUCUUAUGGUGAGCAGGAACGGUAUAACGUUACAAUAUGUGUAUAGUAGUACUUGCAUGCUUUCUUCCCCAUGGACACUGCC